AAAACUUUAAUUUAAAAACGGAAUUGUCAAAGUCAAAAAAAAGGUUAUAAUCUGCACUAGAAGCUUCAUUUUCAUCAAAGAUAAAGAAGAAUAAUGAACAUUUGCAUUGAACAUUCUCUCGGAAUCCUGUGCAGAUGCAAAGAAUACAAGAAUGUAGUUGAAACAUUAAACAUUUUUAAAACAAGAAUUAUAAAUCCUUAUCUGCCGAAGUUUUCCACAGAUCUGCCCUCAAUGAAGAUUGUGUGGGUUCUUAGAAAAACUGAGACAAACGUAAACCCAACAAAACCUGUUAUUGAGUAUUUUAUAAAAGAAGCGAACAAAAUUGAUUCAUGUCUCUCAGAAACGGAAAUCCAAAAAUGGAUACCUCAAAAUAACCUUUUUUCGCCAAAGAAAUUACCUGAAAAUCUGAGUUUCCACCAUCAAGGAGACUUGACUACAGGAUCCACGGAAAUUAACACUUUAACUGAUAUGUUACCACAUCGAGGUCACCCUGUAAAAAGAAAAGACAUUGAUUGGAGUGUUGGAUCACAUUUGACUCCAGUGGAAAUGACAGACGAACCAGAAACAAAAUUUAGAUCAGUUAAAGGUUGUUUCACCAUCUGGGCAGAAUCUUUAAUUCUCUCCACUGGAAAAUAUCCAUACUAACUUAAUAAAAGCUUUAAACUUUAUAGGGCGAAUGAAAAAAAAACGGGAAUUUCGGCUCGGGGCCAUUUAUAAAUUACGUAACAGCUUUUUUGGAGAGAGAGUUUG
Messenger RNA from Belonocnema kinseyi, 750 nucleotides. RefSeq lists its product as uncharacterized. The record is from RefSeq and is a predicted model, not a curated record. The transcript is spliced from 3 exons. Bases 94 to 645 code for a protein of 183 amino acids. NCBI's taxonomy places the organism in Eukaryota, Metazoa, Arthropoda, Insecta, Hymenoptera, Cynipidae.